Molecule: messenger RNA, 747 nt
Organism: Trichechus manatus latirostris (Florida manatee)
Lineage: Eukaryota; Metazoa; Chordata; Mammalia; Sirenia; Trichechidae
Gene: ZNHIT1
Product: zinc finger HIT-type containing 1
Exons: 5
Coding region: 68-532 (154 amino acids)
Biological process (GO): chromatin remodeling
Cellular component (GO): Swr1 complex
Molecular function (GO): nucleosome binding
Source: RefSeq, a predicted model, not a curated record
GCCCCUACCAAAGCCUGUGGUUUAGCACGCGUGCGCAGCAGGCUCAUCCGUCAGCUGGGUUGUGGAAAUGGUGGAAAAGAAAACUUCGGUUCGCUCCCAGGACCCCGGACAGCGGCGGGUGCUGGACAGGGCGGCCCGGCAGCGCCGCAUCAACAGGCAGCUUGAGGCAUUGGAGAAUGACAACUUCCAGGAUGAUCCCCACGCAGGACUCCCCCAGCUUGGCAAGAGGCUUCCUCAGUUUGAUGAUGAUACAGACACUGGAAAGAAAAAGAAGAAAACGCGAGGUGAUCAUUUUAAACUUCGCUUCCGAAAAAACUUUCAGGCCCUGUUGGAGGAGCAGAACCUGAGUGUGGCUGAGGGCCCCAACUACCUGACAGCCUGUGCGGGACCCCCCUCCCGGCCCCAGCGCCCCUUCUGUGCUGUCUGCGGCUUCCCUUCCCCAUACACCUGUGUCAGCUGUGGCGCCCGGUACUGUACGGUGCGCUGUCUGGGUACCCACCAGGAGACCAGGUGCCUGAAGUGGACCGUGUAAGGCUGGACGUCCCCGGAGAGGAAGGCCUUCACCUUGGCCUCACAGAGGGCAUCGCCAGAAGGAAAGGGGAUCCCCCUGGACCAAGAGAAGAGCCGUUCAGUCACCCAGCAAAACUUGUGUCUUACCUACCAGGGGAAAUCAGUCUUAUUUCCAGGGACUGUUGGCAGGGAAGUGGGCUGAGCCCUCAGAGUACUAUAGUAAUAAAGGUCUAAUGC